AUGGCCAAUGACAAGCUAGCAGUAGGGAGGAUAACUUUCUUCAUUCACAUAGAUGAAGUGAGGAGUCCGGGUAAUAAACUUCACGGAGGAGGAUGUUGUCAGGGUGUGGCCGGUAGCCAUUGUACCAAGUUGUGUAAACCUGUACUCACCGUUUGUCUUAAAAACAGUACACAUACUUGUGUAUCAAGAUUUACAACAUUAGACAUGCGGCGACAAAACGUCUUUUAUGGUUCUAAAGUCGGGAAUACAACAAACCCACAGCUUUUAGAAAUAGAUUCUUGGGUACAGGAAAAACACAAGCUAAGUAUCGAAGUACGAGAUUUACAAAACUCCUCCUCACCACUCAUCUACCAGACAGAGUUCUCAAACUACAGUCUUCAAAUUGGAGACAACAUACUUUCACAACACUGGCAACAAUUUGAAGCAAAUUAUUCGGCGGAUAAAAAUACGUUUUUUAUCCAGAUAACGUACAAGGCCUACUGUUCUGAGGGUUACUAUGGAUCAGGCUGUACAGCUCAUUGUCCUGGUAAUCCACGGAAAUGCGUCGUCAACGGUCAUAUAUACUGUAAAAUGGGAUGGCAAGGAAGAAGCUGCGAUCAGGAUAUCAACGAAUGUGCUGACCGAUAUUUUUGUUCGAAUGGGAACUGUACAAACACAGUUGGUAGUUUCCACUGCACCUGUCCUUCUUCUGUUUACGGUCUGAAAUGUCAGCUGGAUGAGGAUGAAUGUCUGCUAGAACCAUGUAAUACGGGAGAAUGCGUCAACACGAUCGGAAAUUAUACGUGUAACUGUGCAAGUGGAACAACUGGCAGAAACUGUGAAUCGUUGACUGCAAACCAAUGUCAUGGGGAUACGUGUAACAAUCAUGGACAUUGUGAUGUCAAACAUAGAAAGACCGUGUGUACGUGCAACGAUGGAUAUACUGCUCCUGACUGCUCUAGAAUAAAUUAUUGUUACAAUAACACCUGCUCAAAUCAUAGUACCUGUCAUAACGGACGCAAUUCUUACACCUGCACCUGUAAUGGUGGAUUUUUUGGCAAAGACUGUCAGACACUGAAUUAUUGUUAUAACAAGAAUUGUUCUAACCACGGAACUUGUCAAAACGGACAUAAUUCUUACACGUGUCAAUGUAGGGCUGGGUACCUAGGUAAAGACUGUGAACAAACUUACUGUCCUCAUCUUCAGUGUCAGAACGGAGCCUCUUGUAUUAAUGGAGCCUCUAACUAUACGUGUAAAUGUGUUCCAGGGUUUAAAAAUACAUACUGUCAAACACGUGAUUACUGUUACCAUCAGAACUGUAGUGGACACGGUACCUGCCAUAACGGUCAACAUAACUAUACUUGUAUCUGUAAUCCUGGUUUUCUUGGAAGUACCUGUGAACACGACUAUUGCUUAAAUAAUACCUGUAAAAAUGGUGCAACUUGUCACAGUGGAAAUUCAAAUUUUACUUGUUCGUGUAAACCUGGUUAUAUAGGAACUCAGUGUGAAACACGUAAUUUUUGCCACGGACAGACAUGUAGCGGUAAUGGGAAAUGUAAUAACGGACAAAGUAAAUACAUUUGUACCUGUUAUGGCGAAUAUACGGGAAAAGACUGCGAAAAACAAAAUUAUUGCUAUAACAAGAAUUGUUCUAACCGCGGAACUUGUCAAAAUGGACAUAAUUCUUACACGUGUCAAUGUAGGGCUGGAUACUUGGGUAAAAACUGUGAACAAACUUACUGUCCUCAUCAUCAGUGUCAGAAUGGAGCCUCUUGUGCUAAUGGUAACUCUAGCUAUACGUGUAAAUGUGCUCCAGGCUAUAUAGGAUCCUACUGCCAAACACGUGAUUACUGUUACCAACAGAACUGUAGUGGACAUGGUACCUGCCAUAACGGUCAACAUAACUACACAUGUACUUGUAAUCCUGGUUAUUUAGGAAGUAAUUGUCAGCAUGAUUAUUGCUUUAAUAAACUUUGUCAAAAUCAUGGUACCUGUAAAAGUGGAACCUCAAAUUAUGCAUGCUUAUGUCCUGCUGAUUAUAUGGGACGUCAUUGUGAAUUACGUAAUUAUUGCCAUGGACACAGCUGCAGUGGACAUGGAACUUGCCAAAAUGGAAAGCAAGGUUACACAUGUCGGUGUAAGUCGGAAUACCUCGGUCAUAAUUGUGAACUGAAUAAUUAUUGUCAUAGUAAUCUAUGUAAACACGGGAACUGUUCAAAUUCAAACAAUGAAUAUUCUUGUUCUUGCUUCGGUGGAUUUACCGGAACAAACUGUGACCAAGUUGAUUACUGUUACGGAAAGAACUGUAACGGACAUGGACAAUGUCAGAACGGUCAGAAUAAUUACACGUGUAAUUGUAAUCCUGGUUUUCUGGGAAGUAACUGUGAAUACGACUAUUGCUUUAAUAAUACCUGUAAAAAUGGUGCUACUUGUCAUAGUGGAAGUUCUAAUUACAAAUGUUUGUGUGUGCCUGGUUAUAUAGGAAGUCUUUGUGAAACACGCAAUUAUUGUCAUGGACAGAGAUGUAGCGGUCAUGGGACAUGCCAUAAUGGACAAAGUAUAUACACAUGCGCCUGCCAACCAGAUUACCGAGGAAAGAAUUGUGAACUGCAAAAUUCCUGUCAUAGUAAACCAUGCAGACAUGGAAACUGUACCAACACUAGUACAGGAUAUAAGUGUUCUUGUAAUGAAGGGUAUCUAGGAAAGAACUGUGAUGUAAUAGAUUACUGUUAUAACAAGCACUGCUCUAACCAUGGUACUUGUAACAUCAGAGGGAAUAGUUACAUCUGUACCUGUAUUAAUGGAUUUAUAGGAAAAGACUGUCAGACACUGAAUUAUUGCUAUAACAAGCAUUGUUCUAACCACGGAACCUGUCAAAACGGAAAUUAUUCCUACACGUGUCAAUGUAUGGCUGGGUACCUGGGUAAAGACUGUGAACAAACUUACUGUUCUCAUCAUCAAUGUCGGAAUGGAGCAUCUUGUGUUAAUGGUAACUCUAACUAUACGUGUAAAUGUGUGCCAGGGUAUGAAGGUUUGUACUGCGAAAUACGUGAUUACUGCCAUCAGAAUUGUAGUACAGGUGAAUGUGUCAACGCUAACGGAAGUUAUACAUGUAACUGUGCAAAUGGAACAACUGGUACGAACUGUGAAUCACUGGUUGCAAACCAGUGUCACAAUGGUACGUGUAAUAAUCAUGGACAAUGCCGUGUUUAUCAAAGAAAGGCCAUGUGUACAUGUAACGAGGGACAUACCGGUCCUGACUGUUCCAUUUUUAAUCCAUGUGCUCACAACCAGUGUCAGAAUGGUGCUACGUGUGUGAUAUCUGGAACAAAUUACACAUGUCAUUGUGCUAACGGCUUUCGAGGAAACAUUUGUGAUAAAGAGGAUUAUUGUGCAAUGACUCCCUGCAGAAAUUCUGGAUCUUGUACUAAUACCAAUUCUGGAUAUAAUUGUUCGUGCACUGAUCAUUUCAUUGGAGAGAACUGUAGCAUUCACAAUUACUGCUUUGGACAAAAAUGUAGUAACCGAGGGGAGUGUGUCAACGUCAACAAGAUCGGGGGUUACCAUUGUCAGUGUAGGAAUGGAACAACUGGUAAAAACUGUGAAACAUUGACUGCACAUCAGUGUCAGGGACAUGUGUGUCAAAAUAAUGGAACAUGUCAUGUUAAAGAAGGAAAAGCCGUGUGUAUUUGCAACAAUGGAUAUAGCGGACUGGACUGUUCCAUAAAACACUCGUGUGAUUCAAAUCAGUGUCGGAAUGCUGCUUUAUGUGUGAUGGCUGGAAUGGCUUUGUUCCAUUCUGCAUGCUUUUUAAUUCUAUUUUCAAUUUUGCUUUAA
Messenger RNA from Saccostrea echinata, 3816 nucleotides. Its product is annotated as neurogenic locus Notch protein-like. The transcript is spliced from 6 exons. Gene Ontology annotation, molecular function: calcium ion binding. NCBI's taxonomy places the organism in Eukaryota, Metazoa, Mollusca, Bivalvia, Ostreida, Ostreidae. Gene Ontology annotation, cellular component: protein-containing complex; plasma membrane. The coding region runs from base 1 to 3816 and encodes 1271 amino acids. The record is from RefSeq and is a predicted model, not a curated record. Gene Ontology annotation, biological process: establishment or maintenance of epithelial cell apical/basal polarity; heterophilic cell-cell adhesion; cell communication.